Messenger RNA from Fusarium sp. VM40, 411 nucleotides. Lineage: Eukaryota; Fungi; Ascomycota; Sordariomycetes; Hypocreales; Nectriaceae. The record is from the annotation of a GenBank genome assembly.
AUGGGUGAUCGCUUAACACAACUUCAAGAUGCUGUAGACCAGCUAGCGCAGCAAUUUGUCGCAUGUCUACACUACGUAAACAAACGACAUGACCUUGAACCGCUUGGUCCUAACGACAAGAUCCGGGAAGUGAAGGAUGUUCCAAAAGAAGUUGACUCGCUGCCUGCUGAUGAGUUUCGUGCCGGCAUGGUAGAGUUGUCACAGGAUCUCAUCGUCAAAGAGCAACAAAUUGAGGUGUUGAUCUCGUCACUCCCUGGACUAGACAACAGCGAAAUGGACCAGGAGAGGUACAUCAAAGAGCUUGAAGAGGACCUGAAGAUUGCCGAGGCUCAGCGUCAAGAAGCAAUCAAGGAGAAAGAUCAGAUACUAGCAGAGCUUGACAGUGUGAUUCGAAGCAUCAGGCGGCCUUGA